AGCGACGUCAUCGUCAUGGCCGCGACGUCCAUUAUCCUCGGACUGAUGAUCCUCAUCACGGUGAUCGGAAACGUCUUCGUAAUUGCGGCAAUUAUCCUGGAGAGAAAUCUGCAAAAUGUCGCCAACUACCUGGUCGCAUCUCUGGCCGUUGCUGAUUUAUUUGUGGCGUGUCUCGUCAUGCCACUGGGGGCGGUUUAUGAGAUUAGCCAAGGAUGGAUUCUCGGGCCUGAGCUUUGUGAUAUUUGGACCUCGUGCGAUGUUUUGUGCUGCACGGCCUCGAUAUUACACCUCGUCGCCAUCGCCACGGACAGGUACUGGGCCGUCACUAAUGUGGACUACAUGCACUCACGAACUGCCAAAAGGGUCUUCACGAUGAUCUUCUUGGUGUGGUUCGCGGCUGUUAUUGUGUCCCUGGCGCCGCAAUUCGGAUGGAAGGAUCCCGAGUAUAUGCAGCGGAUAGAGCAGCAAAAGUGCAUGGUUUCGCAAGAUGUGGCCUAUCAGGUUUUUGCAACAUGCUGCACAUUCUACGUUCCUCUAUUAGUUAUUUUAGUGCUGUAUUGGAAAAUAUAUCAGACGGCCCGGAAGCGAAUUCACCGUCGAAGGCCCAGACCACCAGUGGCGGGAAAUAACAAUCAGGCUGUUGAGGCGAAAACGAAAUCGCGGAUGCCCUUUCGCCUGGCCAGAUUCACGACACAGGGAAGAUCGACUCUGGGACUUGUGGAGGGAAACUCCACCAACACGGUCAACACAGUGGAGGACACUGAGUACAGCAGUAACGAGAAGAAGGGCAUCGAAGUUACGUCAUUCAACAAUUCGGACGAGGGCCCCGCCACGUCGGCGGCCAACCAAAUCACAACGGUGUCCCACUUCAUCGGGAAUCAGGGUGAGAACGGACAGAGUCACCAAGUGACUGUGACUGCUCCGACUGAUACUCCAAGCGCUCCCGCUCCCACAACGGCCACCAUUACGCCGUCCUCUGUGGCCAGCCAGCUGUCGACACCCACUCUGCAGCCUAACCAGGCACCUAGUCAAGUCUCCACGCCCAUCCAGCACAGCGCCUCGGCGUCCACCAUGAAUCCUCAUGCUCAGGUGUCGAAGCGCAAGGAAACCCUGGAGGCGAAGCGAGAGCGGAAGGCGGCCAAGACAUUGGCCAUCAUCACGGGAGCGUUCGUGGUGUGUUGGCUACCCUUCUUCCUCAUGGCUCUGCUCCUGCCCCUCUGCGAAUCUUGCCAUAUCAACGACUCCGUGGCGGCGUUCUUCCUCUGGCUUGGAUACUUUAACUCCACCCUCAAUCCCGUCAUCUACACCAUCUUCAGCCCUGAGUUCCGACAAGCCUUCAAGCGGAUCCUGUUUGGCGCCCACAGGAACUCCUACUAUCGCCCAGGAAAGUUCUAAAUGCGUGAAUUUCGGCCAAAAUGGUGAGAUUCAAAAUUCCCCCAUCCCGCUUCCCAAGCAAAAAAGAGUGUGUAUCAAGAAGUCUUCAGAGUGAAUGAAGAAAACAAUCAAAUAGAGAGCCACAGAAUAAGAUUAGAUACCAUUUUCCCAUGAGCGCGGUGAAAAGCAAGAGGGGAAAUUCAAUCUGUUUUUGUCAAAGAAUUGUGGAAAAACUCUGUGAUUUACUGAAGUUUGCGGGUUGGGAGAGAAUCCUUUUCACUCUGGACUUUUUGCACAUCUUACAUUUCUUCUUCACGCUCUCUUGCGCGCAUUUGAAUUUUUAAGUCUUUUUACCCUCAGCACCACAAAACAUUCAGCAUAUUUUCCCGAUGCGACGGAAGUUCCUUUGGUCGCCCUGCACUUCCUGCCAUGACGGGAAAUUGAAUAUUUCAAAGUGUAUGUCUCUUCCAACACACUUGCGAUGCUUUUUUCGCUGCGCGUUUGUCCGGACAAGGAAAAGAACUACACACAAUACUUUUCUAUCCCUCAUUAAUCAUCGUGAUUUACUGAAUUUUCACCACAACUCAACACACACUGGCCUUCAUCCCGAAUCUGCAUCUGGACUUAAUAAAUAGCUUCUCCCGCCCUUUUGGCCGCAAUUCCCGUUGAUGGAGCGGAAAACAAAGAACCAGAGUAUAUGGUGAGCUCAUGAGACGGGCGAAAAAUGAUUUUUAUAUUAAAAAAAAGAACAGACGAAAGUAAAGGAUAAAAUGAUGGAAUACGAGGGGAUAAAUUUUAAGUUAUUAGCAGCACAAACUGUCUUGGAGGAAGGAAAAUGGGCGGGGCAUUCGCGUGGGAAGGGCAUCGCUCACUUCUCACGAGACAGUCUGUGGUUCAUUUCAAAAUGUUUAGUUAUGCAUUCGAUGCAUCUUGGCACAAGAGGAAUUUACUAAUUGACAAGAGGAAAUUACAUAAGGAUCACACUUGUAAAGAAAACGAAUCCUUACAAAAAAGAGGUUAUAAUUAGACGAUAAAUAAAUGUAAAUAUAGUUGAAAAAACAAUGUUAAAAUGAACUACUAAUGGGAUACUAAUGAAGAAAUAUUCACUGGAAAUAAUGAAAAUUUAUAUAAUACAAAAUAAUCAACACUAGACUUAAGGAUAGUUAGUCAAUAAUAAUUUAUAAAGGAAGAAAAUAAAACAAAAAUUAAAUGAUAGAGAAAAACACUACUGAAUAAGUUACUAAUGUACUUAAUGAUAUUGUGAAACUUAAGUAUAAAUAACAUAGUGAAAGUGUAGAGCUAAAAUUUAGGGCCAUUGAGAAUCAAAUUGUUUUGUGAGGAAUGCUGAGAAAAGAUGGAGUUUAGAAGUAACACAUUUUAAGUGUAAAAUCAAAGUGUAAAACCAUUCAAUAGAAUACAUUUUAGUAUUGUAAGUCGCAUCAAAAAUGGGGUAUAAUGUUAAAGAUAGCUCAUGAGAAAAAUCAUCAAAAUCCACACUGAGAGAUUUUAUAUAAGUGUUUCAACUAAGGGUAUGUAAAUAACAAUCAAAAGUGGCAAAAAUGUAUUCAUUCUGUUAUUGAGAAGAUCGUUGAACAAAAGCAUCAAAUAAAUGGAAAAAAGAGAAGCUCAAAAAACUGUUAAGACACAAAAAAUACGUAUUGAGGUUAAAGCUUUAUAGAAACUGUGGGAUUUUUAAAGAACUAGAGAAGAAAUGACACAAAACUUUGUCGACAAAGUGCAUCAUUUGUCGACUGAGUUGUAAAAGUGUUGCAACUUCUCAGGAAAAUCAUUAAAUGUUUGAAAAAUAAUUUUUCACGUGGAAAAUUCCCAUGAAAGGAUUGUCAUUAAUACUUAUAUGGCAAUGAUAGUCUCUUUCCAGCAGCAAUUUUCUCACCAACAAAUCAUGCGAGAAGGAAUUGAGAAGGAUUGUAGUUGUUUCGAUAAAUUUGUUAAAAAUUUAAAAGCAAUAAAAACCCUUCAUUCUGUCUUCAUGCGAUGGGCAAAUGAAGGAUUUUUGUCAGUAUGAGGAGGCAAAGAUGAAUUGAAUGAAUGUGUGCCAAAGGAUGUCCGAAUAAACCAAUAAACCGACCAUUUGUCAAAAGCAAAGAUCCACCCAGACCACAUUUCAACACUGGUAAUCAAAGAAUGAGGAGCGUUUGAACAUCAAACAUUCUUGUAAAUAAAUGAAAACUCAAUAAAGUCGUGUAUAU
Messenger RNA from Phlebotomus argentipes, 3584 nucleotides. Its product is annotated as 5-hydroxytryptamine receptor 2B-like. Gene Ontology annotation, cellular component: membrane. Gene Ontology annotation, biological process: adenylate cyclase-activating adrenergic receptor signaling pathway. Bases 16 to 1395 code for a protein of 459 amino acids. The record is from RefSeq and is a predicted model, not a curated record. NCBI's taxonomy places the organism in Eukaryota, Metazoa, Arthropoda, Insecta, Diptera, Psychodidae. The transcript has 7 exons. Gene Ontology annotation, molecular function: G protein-coupled amine receptor activity.